CCUUCGCCUCAAGCCCUAGCAAGUCUGCUCCUUAGCCAUUUCUCAUUUUCAGUGAUAAAAAAACCUCGAAAAUUCCUCAUCAAUGGCGGCAAACCCUAAGGUCUUCUUCGACAUCGCGAUCGGCGGCCAACCUGUUGGCCGGAUCGUGAUUGAGCUCUACGCCGACGUCACCCCCCGCACGGCCGAGAACUUCCGCGCCCUCUGCACCGGAGAGAAGGGAAUCGGACGGAGCGGAAAGCCUCUCCACUACAAGGGAUCGUCCUUCCACCGUGUGAUCCCCGGGUUCAUGUGCCAGGGCGGCGACUUCACCGCCGGAAACGGCACUGGCGGCGAGUCGAUCUACGGCUCCAAGUUCGCCGACGAGAACUUCAUCAAGAAGCACACCGGCCCUGGCAUCCUCUCCAUGGCGAACGCUGGCCCCGGGACCAACGGAUCUCAGUUCUUCAUCUGCACGGCCAAGACCGAGUGGCUCGACGGCAAGCACGUGGUGUUCGGGAAGGUCGUCGAGGGCUACGACGUCGUGAAAGCGGCGGAGAAGGUGGGGUCCAGCUCCGGCAGGGUCUCUAAGCCCGUGGUGAUCGCCGACAGUGGCCAACUCUCUUAGAUUUAUGUAUCUGUUUGGAAAAAGUAUUUUCUUCUGCUAAUAGGUGUCUAAUUUCGGUGUUUUAGUUAUGUUAUUGUCUCUACUCUUUUGGGAUGUGACAGUGGUUAUAUCGAAUGGUUGGAUACUUUGUCUGUUUAUUAUUGCCUCUGUUAGCUUUGUUUGCUGGUUUCUGAGACUCUUAUUAUGAUCCAAACAAGCUAUCUUUUAAAUAAAAAAUAGGCCCUUUUCUGAAA
This is a messenger RNA of Morus notabilis, 837 nucleotides long. Its product is annotated as peptidyl-prolyl cis-trans isomerase. The record is from RefSeq and is a predicted model, not a curated record. The transcript has a single exon. Gene Ontology annotation, cellular component: plasma membrane; cytosol. Lineage: Eukaryota; Viridiplantae; Streptophyta; Magnoliopsida; Rosales; Moraceae. Gene Ontology annotation, molecular function: peptidyl-prolyl cis-trans isomerase activity. The coding region runs from base 83 to 604 and encodes 173 amino acids. Gene Ontology annotation, biological process: protein peptidyl-prolyl isomerization; protein folding.